Molecule: messenger RNA, 3001 nt
Organism: Aspergillus campestris IBT 28561
Lineage: Eukaryota; Fungi; Ascomycota; Eurotiomycetes; Eurotiales; Aspergillaceae
Product: telomere length regulation TEL2 family protein
Exons: 7
Coding region: 11-3001 (996 amino acids)
Biological process (GO): protein stabilization; telomere maintenance via telomerase
Cellular component (GO): cytosol
Molecular function (GO): telomeric repeat DNA binding; Hsp90 protein binding
Source: RefSeq, a predicted model, not a curated record
CUUCGAUAAUAUGGACGGUCUUCUCACGGAAGUCAAGACGGCUACCCACGGCCAGCAGUCACCCCUGACAAGCGCUACGGAGACAUCGCGUCGCCUUGACGUGGGGACAGGCGAACUCAGCCAUGCGGCGGAGCCCGACACAGAUCCUACAUCGUCAGAGUACAUCCUAGCGACUCUGCGGGCCAAGCCAGACCAAAGCGAUCUUUCUGCAAUUCUUACCACCAUAGACCCAUCGAAUCAAAGAUCGACACCGAAAGACUUCGACAUCAGGCUCCCCAGUCCAACAACAGCCCAGAUUCUCAAUGUCUUAGUCAGCACCACGAUUCCUGAUCACUGGGAAGCUCUCAAUGGAGCAUCCAAAGGAUCGAAGAGCAAAGAUGCCAAGCUUCGAGCAGCCGUGUUGAGAUGUCUGAGCAGUGUUGCAGGUAUCAGCGGCUUAGUGACGAGCCUCCGUUCGCUCAUUGCUGCCAGUCGUGCGUCAUCCCAGCAAACAGGCGGAUCGGCAUCGCAAGUUCAGAUCCAGAUCAUUCUGAGCGUUUUGUCCGCGCUGUUCGAACCAAAGGACUUUAUAUUGCGACUGUAUGCGGAUAUUGAAACCCUUUAUGAUAGCCCAACUCGAAAGCAAGUAGUGUGGCGUGAGCUACUCUCUUUGCUUGCUGCUGGUCGAGUCCUCUCGAUAGCGGCGGAAGCGCUCACCUUGGUUGGGGACAGUCCCGAUCUUAAGAAGAUCUCCUGGAUUGGGACAGGAUCUCGCUAUGCUUCGUGGCUAGGGGUUAAUGUCUGUUACAUGACUUCGAAGACUGAUGUUGCUAGCGAGGACGCGUGGAAGGCUAUGGCCUCUUUGGCUGGACGGGCGUUGAGCCUGGGCUACACUGAUAACGUAGUGGACGAAAUAUACUCGGGGCUUCUCAUUGAGCAGGAUCUCCCAGCGCAGUAUGGCUCGCUUUUCGACCAUCUUCGAUCCACAGAACAAAUUGCAGUCCUGGAAGCUACCUUUCGCUGCGUCGAAAAGAAGUAUAUACCCGACAGACUGUCGUCGGAUGAGCAGGACAGCACACCGUCUAAACUAGUCGGAGAUAUUGCAGCAUUGUGUUCCGUCCUUAUACACAACCGAGCUCAUCUACAGUCUCAACUUACAGAGUGGCUUUCCAAGGGUCAGGGAGGGUCUAUACGCACUUUUGGACUGCGUCGAGCAUUGCUGGCCAAUAUGGUAGACAAACCAGAAUCGUUACAAACUUUACUCAUCAAAAGCCUUGAACAAUCCGGUGACAAGUUCUAUAUCAAGCAGGCCCCCAUGAUGAACCAAGAAGCAAACACACAAAUCAUUCUACUAGCAGCUGGACAUCUCCAGCGGGUUGAACCACUGAUGGUCAUGGCAGCUGGUCGCUCAGGCGCUUUCCUCAAUGCCGUUUCCAACCGUCUAGCUGCCUCUUCGACCCGUGCUCGAUUCCUAGGCAUGAUAAUCGGCACUGCCAUCUCAAAGCUCAUCGAGCCCGCGGGCAAAGGGAUGAGAUUUGACUUGGAAGAGAUGGAAAGUGAGGAAGCUACGUGGUAUCUCUCUUUACCUGAGAUUGUGGACACCAUCGGUUCAGUCGAAUCUUUGAAAUCUGAAAAGCACGCAUUCAAGUCGCAACAUAAACCGGUCGAGAGACUGUCUUCCCCGUCGAUGCCUAAACCCGGACAGAAUGCCGACUCGGGACGCACCAAGAUCAUAUCGAUAGAAGAGAUUGAGUCGGAUGGCGAGAGCGAAGAUGAAGAUGACGAUCUACUCCCGUACGAAAAACCGGAUGAAGAUCCUUCAGACUCAGAUGAGGACCCGACAUUGGUACAACGGAACAAACCAACUGCGCCAGUUUACAUCCGAGACCUCAUCACCUACCUCCGCGACACCGAAAACAUCGAACGCCACAACCUAGCAGUAACGACAGCGCCCUCCCUAAUCCGGCGCAAGACCAACUUCGGCACAGAGCUCGCAGAAAACACCGAAGAACUAGCCCUACUCCUAAUCGGCCUCCAAGAGCAAAGCAAGCACACCAAUUUCCACGAACGCCGCCUCCAAAGCAUGAUCGCCCUGAUCGUCUCGCAACCGCUGAAAAUGGGCCGCUGGUUCUCCGCCAUCCUCUUCGACGGCGACCUCUCCCAAGUCCAACGCUCCGCAGUCCUCACAGCCCUGGGUCUCGCAGUGCGAGAACUAGCUGGAAACGGCGAGCAAGACGCUCGCAUGCUGGGCCUGCCUACACUCCCCGACACGUCGUUUCCCUCCAAAAAGCUGCCCGCUAGUGUGGAAGCCUGGUACGGGAGCGAUAAAUCGCCCAUCGACAGCCUCACGCAGAAGAUCUCGCAGACCUCGCUCCAGCCACUCGCUGCGCACGCAGCGGACGCCAUGUCCGGGCCAAACGCGCUCAAGGUGCGCACGUUCUCGAGCAAAAUGGAGGUCGACAAGAGACGCCAGCAGCGCGAGGAGCAGCGACAGAAAGCUACCGUUAAGGAUCUGUAUAAGGUCCUCGCGGAGGGGUUCUUCUACCCACUCAAGGGCCGGUUCGAGAUUAUGCUCGUGCAAUUCUCCUCCUCAACCGCCCCCAGCUACAACCCUCUCUUCACACCCCACAUCCUAACCCUCUACCUCCAAACGCUCACCCUAACACUCUCAACAAUGGGCCCACACACCCCCUACCUACAAGCCCUCACAAACGACACCCUCUCACUUCUCCUCUCGCUCCACACCCGUCCCAUCGUCGACGACCCAUCCAUCCUCUCCGCAUUACUGGCACUCUUCCUCGCCAUCACGGACCUGAACAUCGCGGCCGGCUCCACCGGCGAAGAGAGACUGGUUACGGAGUUUGCGACGCAGGUGGUUGAGUUGCGGGACUGGGCGGGGCAGAUUUUUGAGAGGAUGCCUGCUGGUGGGGUGGGGGGUGAUGAGGCAAGGGAUAGGCUUGGGGAGGUUAUGGAGAGGUAUCAGGGGCGGUUGAUGGGGGUCAAUUCGGGGUUUAGAUAUUGA